AUGGUUACGUUUUCAGCCGUUUAUCCAAACAAAACCACCACCGAACGCAACAAAGUAAAGAACCUUACUUCAUCUCAAAAAGAGACUAAUAAAAGAUCCGGAUUUGUAGGGCUAAACACGACUGACGAACUUGCUUUAGCCGGCAUAUCAUACAAUUCGUAUUGCUGCAUGCAUACAAGGGCUGUAAAGAGCAAAAUCCCCGCUGAUUACUUACCAAUGACCACGGCCUCAACUCGUCAAACACGAAGUAGACGAGACCAAGAUGCCCUUUCUUUCCUAUCGAAUAUCAGUCUUGGAACUAAGACGUCUUCCAACACAACUACAACUAACGCUUCUACUUUUGAGCUAACGCAUCGUCGGAAUGAUAACACCCAUAGUGGCAAAGAAAAUAAAAUUGACAAUGCUAAAGACCAACUUUAUCGAUUGAUAUGCCCGGCAAGCCUGAUAAGCUUAAAGACUUUUCCACACCUUUUUCAAGGUCUAAAGAAAAAUCAUCUUGCAAGGUCCACCAUAGAAGAAGUGAUUGAGAAUAAAAAGUGCAAUUACUUCUUGUUCGAUAUACUAUGA
This is a messenger RNA of Ambispora leptoticha, 567 nucleotides long. NCBI's taxonomy places the organism in Eukaryota, Fungi, Glomeromycota, Glomeromycetes, Archaeosporales, Ambisporaceae. The record is from the annotation of a GenBank genome assembly.